Molecule: messenger RNA, 756 nt
Organism: Torulaspora globosa
Lineage: Eukaryota; Fungi; Ascomycota; Saccharomycetes; Saccharomycetales; Saccharomycetaceae
Gene: UBC6
Product: E2 ubiquitin-conjugating protein UBC6
Exons: 1
Coding region: 1-756 (251 amino acids)
Source: RefSeq, a predicted model, not a curated record
AUGGCUACGCAACAAGCUCAGAAAAGAUUGACGAAGGAAUAUAAGCUUAUGGUGGAGAAUCCUCCACCAUACAUUCUGGCACGCCCAAACGAGAAUAACAUCUUGGAAUGGCAUUACGUUAUCACCGGCCCCGCAGAUACACCUUACUUCGAAGGCCAAUACCAUGGAACUUUGACUUUUCCGUCAGAUUACCCCUACAAACCACCUGCAAUUCGUAUGGUUACGCCGAACGGCAGAUUCCGAGAGAAUACUCGACUUUGUCUGUCGAUGAGCGACUACCAUCCGAAUACGUGGAAUCCCAGUUGGUCUGUGUCGACUAUUCUGAACGGGCUGUUGAGCUUUAUGACUGGGGAGGAGGCUACGACGGGAUCGAUCACGACGACGGAUCAGCAGAAGAGGGUGUUGGCGGAAAGAUCAAUGGAGUACAAUACGUACCAGAAUCUGAGGUUUAAGAUGGUUUUCCCAGAUGUGGUGCAAGAAAAUAUCAAAGAGCUGGAGAAAAGAAGGGCCAGUGGGAGAACGAGGGAGGUUGAAGCUACGAAGGACAAAGGAGAUGCGAUAAUGCAAGCUGCUAAGGAGAAGGCUAUCGCUCUUGAGGAGAUUCUUGAUCCGGAGGAUAGGAUACGUGCUGAGCAAGCACUCAAGACGAUAGAUGGGAAACCAAGGAAGGACACCAAGGAGAGUUACAGGUCGUCGUCAAUGCUAUACAUCGGGCUGGCCUUGCUUUUGUUUUGUCUCGGGCUGUCGAUGAAAUGA